Cottoperca gobio is the source of this 2808-nucleotide messenger RNA. RefSeq names its product follicle stimulating hormone receptor (gene fshr). Gene Ontology annotation, biological process: hormone-mediated signaling pathway; adenylate cyclase-activating G protein-coupled receptor signaling pathway; follicle-stimulating hormone signaling pathway. The record is from RefSeq and is a predicted model, not a curated record. Gene Ontology annotation, cellular component: plasma membrane. The transcript has 14 exons. The coding region runs from base 207 to 2294 and encodes 695 amino acids. NCBI's taxonomy places the organism in Eukaryota, Metazoa, Chordata, Actinopteri, Perciformes, Bovichtidae. Gene Ontology annotation, molecular function: G protein-coupled peptide receptor activity; thyroid-stimulating hormone receptor activity; follicle-stimulating hormone receptor activity.
UCACACUUCUACUCUCUCUUCGAACUGUUGGUGAACCCAAAGUGGAUGGACGGAUAAACAUAUAUAUCAAAUGUGGAGCGGGGGCUCUGGUUGAAGGCCUGCAUAUAUGAAAAAACACCACGUGGGAGAAAAAAAACAAAGGAAGACAAACAAGGAGAUUUAAAAACCUCAAAUACAACAAUCCGAACUGUGGACAGACUGCAAAGAUGAUGGUGAUAAUUCUGAUCACGUUAAUAAUUGUGAUGAUAAAGACGGCGUCGGCACCUUGCCCUGUGAUGGACAUUAAACCUGGAGUUGACCAAGCAACCCCGCACUUAUGUUACCUGGGCUUCGGGGUAACAGAGAUUCCCUCCAACAUCUCCAGCAACACCCAAAUCCUGAAAGUUAGGAAGACGCAGAUCACAGUGAUUUCCCAGGGCACCCUCAGCUCCCUGCAGUAUCUCAGGGAAAUCACCAUAUCUUGUAACGACAUGCUGGAGAAUAUCAGCGCAUUUGCCUUCGCCGGCCUCCCUCGGCUCACUGAAAUCCACAUCUCUGAGAAUGUUGCGUUGAAGAGUAUAGGGGCUUUUGCAUUCUCUGAUCUCCCUGAACUCAGUAAGAUAACCAUAAGAAAUGUAAAACACCUGAGCCACAUCCAUUCGGAUGCAUUCAGGAACAUCGUGAAUCUACAGUAUUUGACCAUCUCCAACACCGGGCUGAGAUUGUUUCCAAACUUCACAAAGAUCCACUCCGCAGCCUACGACUUCCUGUUUGAACUGGAAGAAAACAGCGACAUAAAGAGAGUCCCCAGCAAUGCCUUCAGAGGCCUCUGCACUCAAACUAUCGGCCUGAUACGGCUUACCAGAAAUGAUAUUGAGGAGGUGGCAAGUGACGCCUUCAACGGCACAAAGAUGAAAAGAUUGUCCCUAAAAGGAAACAUAAAGCUUACUGACAUCAACCCCAACGCCUUUGUGGGUUCCAGUGAGUUGGUGGUGCUGGACGUUUCCAACACAGCCCUCAGAUCCCUGCCGGACUACAUCCUCGAUGGACUCCAGAAGCUGAUUGCAGAGUCCGCCCCCGAUCUGAAAGUACUUCCUCCUGUGCAGCGCUUCACCAAACUCCGCCAAGCCACCCUGACGUACCCGUCACACUGCUGCUUCUUAGAAAAGAUAGACGGGAAGAUAGACGGGAACAGAUCGAGGUUGCACUCCUUGUGCUCCCACCCCAAUGCAAAUAAUAUUAAAUUACGAAGGGUCUACUGCUACAACUCCACCUCCAUCACUUGCAGCCCAACUAAAGAUGCCUUUAACCCCUGUGAGGACAUCAUGGCCACCGUCCCCCUACGGGUCCUCAUCUGGGUCAUCUCUAUCCUCGCGCUGCUGGGGAACGCAGCAGUACUUCUGGUCUUGUUAGGCAGCCGCUCCAAACUGACUGUUCCUCGUUUCCUCAUGUGCCACUUGGCCUUCUCUGACCUUUGCAUGGGCAUCUACCUGAUAGUCAUAGCAACUGUGGACAUGCUCACUCGUGGCUGGUACUACAACAGCGCCAUUUACUGGCAGACGGGCCUGGGCUGCAGGACUGCAGGCUUCUUCACGGUGUUUGCCAGUGAGCUGUCAGUGUUUACAUUAACAGCGAUCACACUGGAGCGCUGGCACACCAUCACACACGCUCUGCGGCUCGACCGUAAACUUCGCCUGAGACACGCAUGUGUUGUCAUGACAGGAGGCUGGAUCUUCUCCUCCCUCGCCGCUUUGCUGCCCACAGUCGGGGUCAGCAGCUACCACAAAGUGAGUAUCUGCCUGCCCAUGGAUGUGGACACUGUGGUGUCUCAGGUCUACGUGGUGUCUCUUCUCCUCUUCAACAUCCUGGCCUUCUUCUGUGUGUGCGGCUGUUACCUCAGCAUCUACCUGACUGUCCGCAACCCCUCGUCGGCGCCGGCCCACGCUGACACCCGCGUGGCCAAACGCAUGGCCGUCCUCAUCUUCACUGACUUUGUCUGCAUGGCUCCGAUCUCCUUCUUUGCUGUCUCAGCCGCCCUCAAGCUCCCUCUCAUCACCAUCUCAGAAGCCAAACUUCUGCUGGUCCUUUUCUACCCGAUCAACUCCUGCUCCAACCCCUUCCUUUACGCCUUCUUCACCCGCACCUUCAGGCGGGAUUUCUUUCUCCUCACAGCUCGCUUCGGCCUGUUUAAAACCCGGGCACAGAUUUACCGGACGGAGACUUCCUCCUGUCAGCAGCCGGCGUGGACCUCUCCAAAGAGCAGCCAUGUGAUGCUGUACUCCAUGGCCAAUACAUUAAAUCUAGAUGGGAAAUAAGAGAGCUAACUGACUUCAAAAAUCCACAGAUACAGACUUUUUGCUGGAUUGUCUCUCCUUGAGUAAUAUUGACAGAAUAUAUAAUGCACCCAUAAGUUACAAGAAAUUCAAUUCACUUGUGCAAGUUGAAGAGACACUGAAAAGACUGCUAGAUCCUCAAUAUGAUGCCCAGACUCAUCUUUCUUAUGCUUUGGAUGACAUCAUAUUUUGUUGGUAUUUAUGUAUGUCUGAUAUGUUGCUGGUAUCUUUUGGCUGCUCACCAGCCACUGAUUCUGACUUACAACAACACAGGGCACAAGUUUCCUUCCUAAACCAUGUAACCCAUGUGUAAACACUACUGUAUGUACAGAAAAGAUAGCUACAGAACAACUGCAGAUACUUUGACCAAAUCUAGGUUGAAUAGCUGUCCUAGAUAAUGUAUUGCAUUUGUUUUAACUUGUUUGAUACGUCAGAUGGGUGGAGUUUAAUUCUUCAUAACAAUAUAGAUCACAAAUAAAAGAGCAGAGGAAGUUGA